Molecule: messenger RNA, 5608 nt
Organism: Chroicocephalus ridibundus (black-headed gull)
Lineage: Eukaryota; Metazoa; Chordata; Aves; Charadriiformes; Laridae
Gene: KLHL8
Product: kelch like family member 8
Exons: 10
Coding region: 600-2459 (619 amino acids)
Molecular function (GO): protein binding
Source: RefSeq, a predicted model, not a curated record
UUUUCCCCCCUCUUUCCUAACAGCGCAUCCUGCCGCAGCGGCAAAACCCUCCCGCGCAGUGGCCUCCCCUCAGCGCGUCGUUUUCCCCGUUUCGUUUCUUAAAAGGCAGCACUGGAACUGCAGGUGCCGCGGCCUACCCCAGCCCUCGCAGCACACGCCUCCCUCCCGCCCGGGCAGGUACAGCCCGGCUCCCGUGGAACGCCGAGAGAGGUACGAACUGCAGCACCGCCUCACGCACGGAACAAACCGCCUCACCACAGGGCGGAGGGGAGGAGAACCGCCUGGUUUUCCUACCGCUGCAGGCCCAAGCUGCGAGGCGCACCACGCGGAGGAGCCCGCCCGGGACGCGGCGCGCACCACCUCGCCGCCGCGGAGUAGUGCGGGGCAGGCACCGCCCUCCCGCCCCGGCGCAUGCGCCGCGCCCCCCCCCCCCCCCGGCUCCUACUCGGCCGGCCCUCCGCCGGACCCCGGCUCUCGGCGGCUGCACCGCAGGAAGAUGAACAGAAUUUAACUGCGUUUCAGGACUUGACUCCUGAUGGGCUGGAUUUUGUCUUGGCAGGAGUUUUUGAAGAUUCAUGCAGUGAAAGAAGAAACAGCCAAUGGCUUCAGAAUCCAUGGUCCCAGAGCAGGCAAAACAACAUGCGAUAAAGGGAAAAAGGCGGCAGCAACAGCAGCAGCAGCAAAUUAGGUCUUCCAACAGUGACGGUGAAGAUGACAUCUUUGUCUUUGAAGCAAAUGAGGCUUGGAAGGAUUUUCACAGCUCUCUCCUUCACUUCUUUGAAGCUGGAGAGCUCUGCGAUGUUACACUGAAGGUUGGUUCGAAGCUGAUCUCUUGCCACAAACUGGUGCUAGCUUGUGUAAUACCUUACUUCAGAGCCAUGUUUCUUUCGGAAAUGGCUGAAGCCAAGCAGACGUUGAUCGAGAUCAGGGACUUUGAUGGCGAUGCAAUAGAAGACCUGGUGAAGUUUGUGUACUCCUCUCGGCUUACUCUGACAGUGGAUAACGUCCAGCCUCUCUUGUACGCUGCUUGCAUUCUUCAGGUGGAACUGGUAGCAAAGGCGUGCUGUGAAUACAUGAAGCUGCACUUCCAUCCCUCCAACUGCCUGGCAGUCAGGGCAUUUGCAGAGAGUCACAACCGCAUUGACUUGAUGGACAUGGCCGAUCAGUAUGCUUGCGAACAUUUUACGGAAGUGGUGGAGUGCGAAGACUUUGUGAACGUGUCACCACAGCACCUCCAUAAACUCCUGUCCUCUAGUGACCUGAAUAUUGAAAACGAAAAGCAAGCUUACAGCGCUGCCAUCAAGUGGCUGCUAGCCAAUCCACAGCAUCACGCGACGUGGCUGGAUGAAAUACUUGCACAGGUACGGCUGCCUCUCUUGCCCAUUUGUUUCCUUAUGGGUGUUGUGGCAAAGGAAGAGAUUGUCAAGCAGAAUCUAAAAUGUAGGGAUUUGCUGGAUGAAGCAAGAAACUACCACCUUCACCUGAGCAGCAGGGCAGUGCCAGACUUUGAGUACUCCAUUCGCACAACACCAAGGAAGCAGACUGCUGGUGUGCUGUUCUGUGUCGGUGGUAGAGGUGGAUCUGGUGACCCAUUUCGCAGCAUUGAAUGUUACUCUAUCAGUAAGAACAACUGGUUCUUCGGCCCUGAAAUGAACAGCAGGAGAAGGCACGUGGGUGUGAUCUCUGUGGGAGGUAAAGUCUACGCAGUAGGUGGACAUGAUGGAAAUGAACACUUAGGAAGCAUGGAAGUAUUUGAUCCGCUCACAAACAAGUGGAUGAUGAAGGCAUCAAUGAACACGAAGAGGAGAGGAAUCGCUCUUGCCUCCCUUGGUGGCCCCAUUUACGCAAUAGGAGGUUUAGAUGACAACACUUGCUUCAGCGAUGUGGAAAGAUAUGACAUCGAUUCCGAUCGAUGGAGUGCAGUUGCCCCAAUGAACACUCCCAGGGGAGGAGUGGGCUCCGUAGCCCUUGUGAACCACGUUUACGCUGUGGGUGGCAAUGACGGCGUAGCAUCUCUUUCCAGUGUGGAGAAAUACGAUCCCCAUUUGGAUAAGUGGAUGGAAGUGAAAGAGAUGGGUCAGCGAAGAGCUGGCAAUGGUGUCAGCGAGCUCCACGGCUGCUUGUAUGUUGUUGGUGGCUUUGAUGACAACUCUCCACUGAGCUCAGUGGAGCGGUUUGACCCACGCAGUGACAAAUGGGAAUAUGUAGCAGAGCUUACAACUCCGAGGGGUGGCGUCGGCAUAGCGACACUGAUGGGUAAAAUUUUUGCGGUUGGAGGACAUAAUGGCAACGCAUACCUGAAUACAGUAGAAGCAUUUGAUCCCAUAGUGAACAGGUGGGAGCUGGUGGGCUCGGUGUCACACUGCAGGGCAGGGGCAGGCGUGGCUGUGUGCUCUUGUCUCAGCAGCCAGAUCCGGGACGCGGGCCAAGGAUCCAGCAACGUUGUGGACUGCAUGUGAGCUCUGCUGCCUCCUCCAAAUUCCCGAGGAAGGAGAGUAAGGGAGGCACUGCACAGCUUUUAAACACCGUGUUUUGUAUGGUAGGUUAAGAAAUAAAACCAAUAACUUUUCUUUGUGAAAAUGAUACCUUCUGCCACUGUAAAGCUUUUGGUGGCUUUCUGUCCAUAGCGAUACAGAAAAGCCUGUGAAAACAUGGAAUAAAAGCGUGGCUUACGGGAGAAAACCUGCCAAGAGCUGCACUCAUCCCAUUUUUGAGAAGCUGUAAUUUCAGACUCAUUUCAGGCAACUGUUACAGGGACUCGUUUGUAGACGAGGCCUGGGGUGAGGAGAGAGAGCAGCAGUUACUACUGCUGAGGCUUACCCAACAGCUCUGCUACGUGUUUUCUGGAGGACUCGAGUGCCAUUUAAUGUAAGUUAUUUUGGGGAAUGUAGUCUUAAACAUUUCCUAAUUGUACGAGAGCUUUGUAGCACAAAGCAUCUCACGUUUUAGAAGGUAACGACAUCCCUGUUGCACGCUAAGGUAAACGAGCAGAGGAGGUCACUGCCCACCUCCCAAGGGACUGCUGGGAGCAGUGGAAAUUGCAGGUACGCGGCCUGAAACCCGUCUUUCAAAGGCCUUUCUCGAGCUAAUACACUUGUUAGAAAGCUGCAAAGAUUCUUGACCUGAGUUUAGCCACUGGAACACUGGAAUUCUCAAGUCUUCAAUAAAAUCUGUAGUAACUACGCCCCCCGAAAAGACAAGUUUCCCUUGAGAGAUCGUUCUUGAAGUAAGCAGUGAAAUUUGUCCUACUUUGAGAUGACAGCGUGUGAAAUUGUAGGCUUCAGUGGUGUCUGAAUCACCAUUUUUAUACGGAAUGGAAACAUACAAUAGAAGCUGCGGUGUUCUGUAAAGAGCUUUAAAUGCAAUUCUAGGAGAUGACAUGUCCGAUUUCAGUAUCCAGUAGCAACUCUCUGGUAAUUCUAGAGGUACUGGCUCUUUUACGAUAGUUAAGCCAGGAAGAUCCAGCCUCCAAACAGAGAGAUGACUUAAAGCUUACAUAAACCAAAGAGAAUCGGCAACAGUAAGAAUUGGAAAUAAACAUCAAAAAUUGAAAUAGGAACUUGACGGUGUUGUGUACAAAGGUAUCUUGUUACGCACUCAGAAACCCCGAAUUCCAAGUAAAGUCCAGCUGGAAAGACUGCAUCACCUUGAAGACAGCAACAACUGGCGGUCCUUUGAGACCAGAGUUACGCGUUACCAGGUUGUUCCAAGUGACCAGGGAGAGCGGCACACUUGUUUGCGUUCGGUACCAGGGAAGAGGCAGAACAGUGCGAGCAUAAGGCACAGCCAUGUUUUGCUGUCGAGUUACCAUCAUUUCGCUUUUCUGUUUCAAAUGGCCUGCACUUUGGUGGCACCCAGGGACAAAGUGAACGGUACUGUAAAUAAUGAAACAUUGCAAUAAAACAUUUGUACCUCAAAGCACCUUGUUUGUAGUAUGACUGGAGCAUGCUAUUGUGGGGAAAUAUUACAACAUUGAGUAGUUUUUGGUUUCUGCAGAGUGUAAUUCUCAACAGGAAGCCUUUAUCAGCAGGGAAAAUCCUGCAUUGCAGCCGCAAGCUGUACCACCCUGCAAGGAUGUGGUCACCCCUGUGGCUCUUGAUCAGGCUAGGAGGGGUGGGAAGAAGAGGUGCGGGUUCCCUCUCUGGAACCAAACAGGUUCUUCUAUGGAUGUCCUGGCUAACAAUAAAAUUUCUCCUCAAUACGUUUCCUGGCUAACAAUGCAUUUCUCCUCUUGAUGGGAGAGCGCUGGCACCCAUGGGUGCCGCCUGUGAGUAACUUGCACGCUUUGGGACCAUCCUGACAGCAAUCGCCUUCCAGGCACCAAAGGGAGAUGUGUGUGUUCAGCAGGGAAAUAAGCUUACAGCAAACGCAGUGGCGACCCCAUAGCUGGAAGUCAAAUGGCGCCAGGUUUGAACACUAUCGUAAGACAGGCGCUUCUGUUGUAUUCCAGUUUGCACGCCGCCGCCCCCAACAACAUUUGUGCUCAGGCUGCUGGAGGCUGGCGGGAAAACUGCAAAAAGGGUUUACAAGGAACAACCCUGUUGCUAGUAGAGUGGUGUCCAUGUUCUCAAUCUUACGUGGCACCAGAACCGCAAAGAUUUUGUGCAGAACUGUUUCUAGGAACACUAUUGCUGGAAAUGUGAUAUUGAUGUCAAAGCAUCGACAAAAAAAAAAGGAUAGGAUGACUGUGGCAACACACUAGUGACUUACCUGCAUAUAAAGCCGUUGUGAUUUAACACCAGCAAACUCGUUUUUCUUCUUCCAGUACUGGCAACCGCAUAAUGAUGACAAAGAAGGAACCCCCCCCAGGCUGAGGGAAGAGAGCAGCCCACCCUGGUCCCCGUGGGGAGGCAGCCCUCCAGCGGCAGCAGGCCCUAACUCCCGCUGCAUCUUCUAAUUUAAAACUAAACUCGGGAUUUGCAAUGGCAAAGUCUUCAAACGUUCAGGGUCAUGAAUUCAUUGCAUGUAAACAUGAUGCAUAUCCGAUCCCAAACGUGGAAUUGCUACUGCUUCUGUUAAUUAGGUUUCUCCUGCAUCUCAAAGCCUUGAACUCACCCAUAAAAAUCAUGAACCCAAAGACGUCUGUUAGGACAUCCUUUAAACACAAGGAAAAAAUAAUUCUGUAAGAAUCCUGUGUGGUCACAGUUACUCACAUCGAACUUUCCAGCCUGCUGAUUUGAACGGUGUCAUGGGCUUCCAGGAGGAGCAAGACCAGACUCUGGACCACUCCUGAGCAGCCCCCUUGGCCGCCUAUCUCCAGUCAUGACUGUGCAGCCAGUGCUUAUGAGUCACCCCGCUGCCGCCCCAGCUUCUGGGACUCAGCCUCCCUGUCCUCGCUCUCCUGCUGCCCCCCAGUUAGAUUUCUACCUCUUGAAGUUAGAUUUCCGAUCACUACAUUAAAAUAGUAAUUUCUGCUGUGUUUUUUUCAGGACAUGCCAUAAGACCACGAUGAAGCAAGGAUCUCAGAUGUGUCGGUGUUUAUUUCAGUUUUGUAAAAUACAUCCUUUCCAAAUAAUCUUAAAUUCGUAGCUUGUUAUUUGCAUUCAAAGGGCAUUGUGAUAACUUGUUUGUAUUUUCACUGCUUUGAUUACUUUUAAAUAUUGCUCUU